AAGGACAAGGAACGCACUACCUAGCAAUGUUGAGCCCUAGAAAUACAUGGGCCUCCUUGUGUUGGAAUAUAGCCUUGAAGCCUGCGGAUCACUUUUAAGCGCGCUUGAGUUCGAUUGUCAAUCUCGUCUCGUCGUUUAAGAAACAUCACAAAAGAGGAGCACCACGAAGCAUUGCAGUACCCGAGAAGUUCCGCACGGGAGAAAAUCAAAAUGCGGUCUCACGAGGAUCAGCCGACUCUAUUACGUGAAGACCAUCGGACGCAGCGUACAUUGAUCCUAUAUUUCUAAGCAAAGCUGCUUCUAACAGACGAGGAUACGUUUUGUCAUCAGACUCUAACAGCUAGAACUAGUGUGUAGCGCGUCUGUCGCUUCUGAAAGUUCAACUAGUUUAUUCUUGGUCAACAUCGUGUGCCGUGGAUUUUUAACCUCAUGGAGAUGGACCUGGAUCCUGAUGUGAACGGAUAUGGAUUUUCAUUUCUCGAAACCACGACUUCCCAGGUGGGGACGGCGGCAGGUCGGGACAGCAUCUGGGUUUCAUUAUGAUUCUUUGAGCAAGAACUACAUUGAAAAGUUGCUGCAUGUUACUGAGGCCCUUCACUUUCACUUCUUCUCUAGAUGAUGCGCCAACAUCUUUUGCCAGAUCAUGAGUGACGUUCACAAAGAUACUCGAGCGCAAUUGCAGAUGAUUGAUUAAAUUUUUGUGGAUCGAGAUGAAAGCCUUGGGUGCUCACUCGAUGGCUGGGAUCACGUUCGUCUGUUCUUGACUUCACGGAUAUGAGUAUAAGCAAUUACUUACCGACGGAGUGAUAGUUAGGCCUCCCUAGCUCCCCUUAGUUACGUCUCCGACGCGCGGCGUGCUCCCAAAAGUAUCGCUUUUUUGGGAAGGUGUAGGUUCCGCGACGUUCAAAGCACACAAGGAAAAUUAGCCGGCUAAUUUCCCUCGGUGGUUCGGAGUUCGUUCGUAGUCUCUAUCCGAAGUAUAUUUUUGUGGAUCCGUUAACUAUCGUUCAUUCCGGACACGGAAGGUAAUUAUCAAGAUCAUCGUUUGAUGAAAGGAUGCCAGAAGUACUAAUGAUUCGAACCACCUUACCUUAAAGCUCAACUUUCAAUGGUCAUUGGAGUUGGUCACUGAGAUCGAAGAGGCGACCCCUUGAGAGAACCGGGGAAAACGAAGGGAAAGGGGAGAGCUUUGAAGGGGGUCUCUUCCGUUCAGAGUCAGUGGCCAACGAAUGCCGCGCUUUAAUUACCACUACCACACCUUUUGCUUUUCAUAUUAGACGAUCAAGAGCACCAUAGCGGGUCAGCAACGGGCGGAGCAGUCGCUUCGAACGAAGGAGUACUGAAGAGCGCCACGUCAGAGGAGGACUAUUAUUUAGGUACUAAGAUGAACGCAUGCGAUUGCGAAUGCGUACAUUUAUGCUUUUUCUUAUUCAUGAAUUCUGCAUGUUUUUUACUUUUCGCUCAGGUUUUUAUUUCUUUGGUUUGUGUUGCUUCUGCGUGUUAUGGAUGCCCUUUGAGGCACUUCAACUGUCCAUCAAAUUAUUUUGCAGGUGGUAGCUCUUUUCGUAGCGGUCACAAAAGCGGUGCAGUAGGAUUAUCCUCCGCACCACGGGUUGCGAUGAAAAUCGAGGUAGACAUUAAGGCUUCGCCUGAUCCAUCUCUAUAGGGAUUCCUCAACCGUAUGUACCCAAAUACAAAGGAGACACUGGGGCAGAUUCUUGCGGAAUCCCUGCAGAGAGGAACUGGGGGAGCCUCUAAGUAAGGAGCAUCAGAAAUUAUGAAAAAUUUUAACGGAAGAUCUACUUCGUAGACGUAGAUUAUCCACUGAAGAUAGUGAUUGAUGCGGUGCUGUUACUGUGCAUAGGGAUAGUACCGUGGUCCUGCUAUGCAUCGGUUUCAUCUAAUAUAGGAUACCUAUAUUGGUUUGAUCAUUAUAGUAAAAGGUCUCACUCUGAGGCGAAAAGGCUCUCUAAGAAUGCAGAAUCGGAGGCCACGUAUCGAUCUGGUUUCAGUGUUGAGCAGAAGGCCGAUGUCACAGACAAUGCGUUGGGCGUCAAGAUUGCCGCACGUGGAUCUUACCGCAGACCACCACCGGGCCGAUCCUACAGGUAUCCUCUGUUCUGCAUCUACAUCUAGCAAUAUUUUUGUCAGAGACGGAAGUGAUGGAUGUGGUAAAUAUCUGUGUGAGCAAUCUCUAGCGAGCAAGCAGAAGACCACGCGUCCUCGUUAGUGUUUAGAAACAGUAGUAGCCGCCGGGGAGACUAGCGAACCGGGGCAGUUGAUGAAGCAGCUUGAGCUGCAACAGGUCCAGGUCAGGGAAAUCAACUUCACGCAUGGCCCUCUGCGACUUGCUGCGAAUGUUUGCUGGGACUCUUCGAGCUUCAAGUUGCGAAUCGAGCAACUCUCUGCCCCAAAUUGCGAUGGGAACAACUUCGUCGAGGACGCCAUCACGUUGCUCGAGAGAGCAAUCAGCGCGCGCAAAUGAUCAUCAAGAUGUGGAGGAGCUGACUUCCGAGGACAGAGCGACACUGUCAAUUGCAAUUCUCCUCAGUCCCUUGUUUCGGCGCGAGUCCUAUCGGUUUUCCAUCCACAAGGGCUUAGCUCUUGGCUCUCGGGGUACAUCAGAUAUAGCCCGUCACUGUUCUAAUUAUGGGCCGUCGACUAAUAUGCCUGUGGGGCUUGGGCUCUAGCUUUUCUACAGCGGUUGUCGUCGUGCUUAAUCGUUUGCGUAGUUGUAGCGUCUGCCCCUUGUGCUUCAGCUUCAGGCUUCCCGCGGGGUAAUUGAGUGGAAUUAUUGAGGGAAAUUCUAGACCCGGAUAUCUCUAGGGUCACCCUUGGGGCGGUCUUAGCCUGUACAAAAAAAGAAACCAAAAAAUGCGGUGGGGACACCAUGAGCAUGAGUGAAUGAAUGAAAGAAGAAGGAGACAUGUCUUUUUAUGGAACCCGUAGCUAUUUUGGCUCAAGACUCUGUCUUGUUGCCUGUAUGGGAUGUGGCGACACAUAGAUAACUGUUAAGUGCGUAGAGGGCGUGGUCGGCACAUCCCCUUUUAUAAUUUUGUUGUAACAUCGAAAAGCGCUCGCCCCGCUUCGUCGAAUACAAAAGUCUGCUAGGACGAAAAAAAAAGCUAUGGGUAGCGAGAUCGAGGCAUGACGCGGCGCCUCAUCUCAACAGCGCGCGACCUUCGACUUUAGAUUUCGAGCGUAACAGUCAUCACAGACCAAAUCAUGGCGAGGUCUUGACGGAUCGAUCGCCUGUAUUCAUCGAAGCCGGCAUCUUUGCGGAGGUCGUCCCAGCGAAGACCCGCGCACGCAGCGGCUGCACACUUGCAAAGUGCACGGUGAAUUUCAUUCAGGCUGGGUGGUGUUCUUUUUUUGUUAACUCAAUCAGGAGGCGUUGUAACCAUUUCAGAAAACUAGAAAAGCAAAAACUGGCACUUACUUGGCUCGAUUUCAGUGCCGAGGAGUAUUGGCGCUUCUGGCUAUGAAGUUGGUGCUAGCAUGCACGCAAGUCCUCCGCAUUGUUCACCAUCCAACCAAAUCCAACAACAUAACCACCCAAGAACUAGCUUAGGUACAUAGAUACUCAGCCCGCUGAACUGCUUCGUGAGGUGCAUGUAGGGGUGGUUAGCGUGACGGGCAACCCUCUCGCAUGUGCACACGGUCGGAGAGGGCUGUUGUAGAAAAAGUAGCCAGGUGCAUCUGCAGGACCGGAGCGGGGGUUGGCGGGUCGUGGAGUGCCCAUGGGUUCAGCCCCUUGAACAGUGUGUACGGUAGGCGGACGCGCAUCCUUAUUGGGGUGUUGCUUUUGCCGGGCGGCUCUCCCUCUUACUCACACCAGCGAGAGUAGAAGAGGCAGGGCCACGGGUCCUGCUGUGUGAGUGCCGUAAGGUGCGACAGUGGCGGCCGCAAUGAACGAAUGAACAGUAGUUCGCUGUUGUCUACCUGUACGAAACUGGUCCUAGUGCGAAUAGCAAUAGUGCUGGCCCGCCUGAAGACAGCACCUAUAAUUACACACCAGAAUGUGAUGUCGGUACUAGUUGUAUGUAUCCUCAUUCUUUUGGAUAAGAAGAUACUUAGAUGAAGAUAAAAGUAUGUCAAGUAUAACUUAGUUAUCGAACAUCAUGAUGAAACUUCUAGGGCAUCCUCGGGUGGGAACCACGCUUUGGCAAUAGAACAAGCUGCUGAAGCUCAUCGGAAGAUGGUCCAAGAAGAAAAGAAGGAAAUGGAAAACCUAGUGCGGGAUCUAGUUUAUGCAUCGCAAAUUUCGUUUAAGUGGUAGACUGAAACAGAAACUUGUCAAUCUACUUCUAGGCAAAUAGUAUCUGAAAGUAGAUUGAAAGUACUUCUACCCAACAGGAUAUGAAAUAAUGUCCUUCUUGUUCUUGACGUCGUGCUCCAGCUGCGGUUUCAUAUAGUCGUAGUAGAAGCCGACAGAACAAUUGAUGAAAGGCCUUUUUUUUCCGUGUCUCUAAUGCGCUCAACAAUCUGAGCAUGACCCUAGAGGAAUUUUUGGAGAUGAGAACUUCGGUUUCGACUUACCGCCAAUGCCGCGCGCUCCUGCUGUAGAUCCAGCUGAUCAUGCAUUGGUUGGGACUGGUACUGGAGGGAUCACCUUCGCGGACCAGCAAUGGGCCUCGUACGCUGUGGACGAGCGCGUCGCGCGAGAGUAUCUGGAAGCAGCCAUGGGACAGCCCCUAACAGAUCAGAAUCAAGGAUUAAGGCUCCAGAUAUUUGAUUUCCACAGGUUCUUUUCCUUAGUUUCUUUCUUGGGAAUCCGAAGAGAUGAACGCAAGAAAUGAAAUGCUUUGAGCUCUAAAGGGAGUUAUUGCCGAGCGAUCAUCCGGGGCGCCCGUUGUCCCGCAUUUCAAUUCCAUUGCUGGAGAUACGUGGCAACGGUACACGCCACCAAAAAAAGACUGA
Amoebophrya sp. A25 is the source of this 4920-nucleotide messenger RNA. The record is from the annotation of a GenBank genome assembly. Lineage: Eukaryota; Dinophyceae; Syndiniales; Amoebophryaceae.